Molecule: messenger RNA, 546 nt
Organism: Kazachstania africana CBS 2517
Lineage: Eukaryota; Fungi; Ascomycota; Saccharomycetes; Saccharomycetales; Saccharomycetaceae
Gene: UPS1
Product: Ups1p
Exons: 1
Coding region: 1-546 (181 amino acids)
Biological process (GO): phospholipid transport
Cellular component (GO): mitochondrial intermembrane space
Molecular function (GO): phosphatidic acid transfer activity
Source: RefSeq, a predicted model, not a curated record
AUGGUGUUGUAUUAUAUGAACAAACAUGUCUUCAAUAACGAUUUUGCAAGUGUGUCAAUGGCAUUUUUCAACAAAUACCCAAAUCCCUACAAUAAAAAUACAAUAUCGAUUGAUGUGAUACUACGGAGGAUAGAAUCGAACGGUAACCUGUUCAGUAUAAGACUAAUUAAAAAACAAGGGAAAUUGCCCAGCUGGGUGACAUUGUUCAUCGGGGCCAACUCGAACAUCACUGAGUCAUGGAUGAUCGAGUAUUCCACGGUAAACCCGAAGGAACAGACCUUGACGACGCUUAUAAAGAACCUAAACCAUACAAAACUACUCCAAGUGGAAGAACACACCCUAUAUCGGUACAACGGGGACAUGGAGCGUACUUUUGUAAAUAGCAAAGUCAAGUUCUCAAGCGGGUUCAAAUUAGGCAACCACGACAUCAGAAACAAAAUAGAAUCGUGGUCUCAAAACAAAUUCGAAGAAAGCGUACACAGAAGCAGACUUGGGAUGUCUCUUGUCAUGCAAAAGAUCGAGGAAGCUGCCCAAAAUGAGCUUUAA